CUCUCUUCUUAAGAUUUUCAGCAAGUAUAAUGGAUGCAUGUGGAAAGGGGGGAGGCUAAGACUUGAGAAGGCUAAGGAGCACUAUCUUCUACGUCUGGAACGUGAACGUGCAGAAGAUGCUGAAGUUGAUGCUGAAGUUUCUAAUGAUUCUGCUUGCCCUCCUUCAAAUGCCUUUACAAGCUCUCUGGACAAGCUAAAGAAGAAUCACGCCUUAGAGAAAAUGCAGCUUAACAUUUACUUCCCCAAAUUAAGAAAGAUAAAACCAUUGCCAUUUAAGGGGUCUGGGAAACACAAAUAUAGUUUCCAGCGGGUGGAAGUUCCUCCUUUCCCGAUUCACUUUUGUGACUGUGAGCAGCAUUCUGGUUCAGCAUACUCUACAGCCAAAGAAACUGACAUGGCAAGCAAAAGUGGUGGGGUGGAUGAAAAUGAGUUGAAUAUCAUGUCAUCAGUCUUAAAUAAGAUAUUUGAGAGGGAGAACCGCUCAGAGGCACCUUAUAGCAAAGUAGAGAACUCAACCAAUGUAGCACACGAUCGCAUGGUGAGUGAAGCUAUGAAUGAUGAUAAUGAUGAUGUUGAUGAAGAGGAGGAGGAGGAUGGUAUAAUUAUUAACGUGAUAGGGAGAAAGAAUUCUGGAAUUCAUCAAUCAAAUGAUAUUGGCAAGAAAUCAGACACAUGUGCCCAGCAAUUUCCGGAAACAAGACUUACCCAAAGUGUUAAAAAAUCACUAUCCAAGGUGAAUUAUGGAGAUCAAAAGAUCAUAGCUUCCAAAAAAGAAAAAGUUUCUCAAGACCGUGAAGGUGGUGCAGCAGAUGACAGGAAGCAUAGUUGUCAUGCACAGAAAUCACUAUCCAAGAAAAUGUCUGGAGAGCAAAAUAUCAUAGCUUCCCGGAAGAGAAAAGUUCCACAAGAUGGAGAAGGUGGUUUACUAGAUAAGAUUUCUGCUUUAAAUGACGGGAGCCAUAGUUCGCAUUCACAGGGUGGUGAUAGGGUAGAUGCUAGUCAUGUUGAAUCAAGCAUGCAGGCUGAUCUUCAGACUGUAGACCUUGCAGUGGGCAUCACUCCUACGAAGAAGCAUUCUAAGCAAUCGGGGAAGAAGGAACUGCAAACUGAUUCUGAAUCAAAUGGAAUUUAUAUGCCAUGUUUCACUGAUGAAAACAAACAAGAACCAAUCAGUCAAGUUUCUUCUUCAAGAAAGGAAAAUGAACCAAAGACCGACAGGUCAUCAGCCAAAGGUGGUUCAUGGAUGCAAACGUGCUCUUGGACACAGCUGGUUAAUGGUGAUACGAGAAACACUUCUUUUAGCAUUUCUCAGAUUUUGCCUGGUUUGCACUCUGAGAAGGGACAGGACUUGUCCUCAAAAAUAAGGGAAGGAAGUAUAGUUGAUCAUCAAACAGUUGCUGGAAGUUCUAUGCAGUGUGCUUCAAAGGAAAGAAAAAACAAUGUCCAUGUGACAGCCAAGCUAGACAAUGACAAGCAAAAUGAAGCCAAUGAUGAGAAGAAAGGCUUGCGGACCAUGAAACAAGCACCACAGCCAGACAUUGGGAAAAUGUGUACCUUUACAAGAAAUGCCACAUCCAUGAAAGUCUGGAAGAAGGCAAAGGCAGCUUUGAGUGGCCCACUCAAAAAGAACUUGUAGCAGCACAUCCAAAUAGCCAAUGCCAAAGUGGUAAUACUAUUUUAGGUUUUUUUCUGAGUUUUUUCUCUUAACCUAAGCAUGUGUUACCCACCAAAAGAUCCUGAUAUUCCUGAAUGAUUAGGAUUACGUCGACAAGACUCGAGGUUUGUAACAUUUUCAUGACCGCUGUAACUGGACAAUAAUAGAAUGUACGAAAGGGGAUACUGCUUAUUUUUUAGUUCAGUUUUAUUUCUUGAAGACCCAAAGCAUAUCUUUAAUUCUUUACCAUUAAAUUGUCAAGCAAACUUGAACGAAAAA
Molecule: messenger RNA, 1933 nt
Organism: Cuscuta europaea
Lineage: Eukaryota; Viridiplantae; Streptophyta; Magnoliopsida; Solanales; Convolvulaceae
Source: the annotation of a GenBank genome assembly